This is a messenger RNA of Struthio camelus australis, 1255 nucleotides long. NCBI's taxonomy places the organism in Eukaryota, Metazoa, Chordata, Aves, Struthioniformes, Struthionidae. The record is from RefSeq and is a predicted model, not a curated record.
AUGGUUUAUAAUACCACAUCUGCUGAGCCUAAUCUUACACUUCUUUCUACUCAGCUGACUCGGAAGAACUAUCUAGUGAAGAAUCUGAAGAGGUUUCGGAAGCAGUUGGAAAGAGAAGCAGGAAAGCUUGAGGCAAGAAAAUGUGACUUUUUUCCAAAGACCUUCGAAAUGCCUUUAGAGUACCACUUGUUUGUGGAAGAGUUUCGCAAGAAUCCUGGCAUCACUUGGAUUAUGAAACCAGUUGGCAGGUCACAAGGUAAAGGAAUUUUUCUGUUCCGAAAGCUCAAGGAUAUCAUUGACUGGAAGAAGGAUGGGGUCCACACAGAUGAUCAGAAAGAUGAAACGCAAGUAGAGGUUUAUGUAGCUCAGCAAUAUAUUGAAAAUCCAUAUUUAAUAGGAGGUCGAAAGUUUGACUUGAGAGUUUAUGUUCUAGUGACGUCUGUAAGUGCAAAAUGUCUCCUAUCUUUUUUUCACAGGAAGACUGAUGUUCAUCUCACAAACGUUGCAGUGCAAAAGACUGCACCUGAUUAUGAUCCAGAGAAGGGCUGCAAGUGGAUGAUUCAGCAGCUCAGACAGUACCUGACUGCCAAGCACGGAGCAGAAUUGGUGGAAGUUCUCUUUGCGGAUAUGGACAACAUUUUCAUCAAGAGCCUUCAGAGUGUUCAGAAAGUGAUUAUCAGUGACAAACACUGCUUUGAGCUCUAUGGAUAUGACAUCUUGAUCGAUCAGAAUCUGAAACCCUGGCUUCUUGAGGUAAAUGCUUCACCUUCCCUCGCUGCCAGUAGCCAGGAAGACUAUGAACUCAAGUGUCAUCUUCUCAAAGACACACUUCAUAUUGUGGACAUGGAAGGCAGGCUGACAGGGAAGGAGAAGCGUGUUGGAGGCUUUGACCUUAUAUGGAACGAUGGGCCUGUCAGCAGAGAAGGAAACCUGGAUACACCACUGAAUGAGAGCUUCAGGGCAAAUACCCAUUUAGGCUGCUACAAUGACAGGAAGAAACAACUGAAGCAGCUUUUCAGGAGUCUUCAUGCCCAGCAGAAAGUGUAAUGCUGACCCACAGCUUAGGCUGUGAGAGCGCACCAUGGAAGAAUCUCACUCUCCCCCUUCCUCAGACUGUAGCGCAGCAGUUCCUACUUUUUUUUCUGGACGCUUGCUGCCUCAGCAUGAGACUGUUGUUGUUCUUUGUUUGUAAGUUUAACUGUUACAGCUCCCAAGCUGGGAAAACCUUAACAAAUGAAUCUAUUAUCUAAACUAA